Amblyraja radiata (thorny skate) is the source of this 1337-nucleotide messenger RNA. RefSeq names its product Kin17 DNA and RNA binding protein (gene kin). Gene Ontology annotation, cellular component: nucleus. Bases 67 to 1233 code for a protein of 388 amino acids. The record is from RefSeq and is a predicted model, not a curated record. The transcript has 13 exons. Gene Ontology annotation, biological process: DNA damage response; DNA replication. Gene Ontology annotation, molecular function: double-stranded DNA binding. NCBI's taxonomy places the organism in Eukaryota, Metazoa, Chordata, Chondrichthyes, Rajiformes, Rajidae.
GACGUGCUGCACAGAGGGCGCAGGAAGCGGUGACGUGCGGCGCCUGGGCCGAGCCGAGCGGGGAAGAUGGGGAAGGCCGAGUUCCUGACGCCCAAAGCCAUCGCCAACCGCAUCAAGUCCAAGGGGCUGCAGAAGCUGCGCUGGUACUGCCAGAUGUGCCAGAAGCAGUGCCGGGACGAGAAUGGCUUCAAAUGUCACUGCAUGUCGGAAUCCCACCAGCGACAGCUUCUUCUGGCUUCCGAGAACCCACAGCAAUUUAUGGAUUAUUUUUCAGAGGAGUUCCGCAAUGAAUUUCUGGAGUUGCUUAGAAGACGGUUUGGAACUAAACGUGUUCACAACAACGUUAUCUACAAUGAGUACAUCAGCCACCGAGAACAUAUUCACAUGAAUGCAACAAUGUGGGAAACGCUGACUGACUUCACUAAAUGGCUGGGCCGAGAAGGAUUCUGCAAAGUGGAUGAAACGCCAAAGGGCUGGUACAUUCAGUACAUCGACCGUGAUCCAGAAACCAUCUGCAGGCAACAGGAACUGGAGAAAAAGAAGAAACAGGAGCUGGACGACGAGGAAAGAAACGCCAAGUUUAUUGAAGAACUCGUCAGAAGAGGAAAGGAAGGGAAAGAGGAGGAAGCUCCAGUUUUUACGGAACUGAAAAGAGAAAACGAGGAAGAGAAAGUUGCCUUCAAUUUAAACAAAGGACAAUGUGCUUCGACACCGGCUCCUAAAUCGAGUAGCCUGGGACCAAAUCCGUUGCAAGCAAUACCUUCAGUGAAACGCAAGGAAUCGGGCCCUGCUUCUUCAUCAGAGACUAAAGACAAGAAGAAAAAAUCUGCAUUGGAUGAAAUAAUGGAGUUUGAAGAGCAGAAAAAGAGAAGUCUUCGGAGAGACCACUGGCUUCACACCGGAAUUGUUGUUAAAUUAAUAACCAAGAAACUUGGUGAAAAAUAUUACAAGAAGAAAGCAGUGAUAAAGGAAGUGCAAGAAAAGUAUACGGCGAUUAUCAAAAUGAUCGAUUCCGGAGACAAGCUGAAAGUUGACCAGACGCAUUUGGAGACGGUCAUCCCAGCCCCUGGUAAGAAGCUACUCGUUGUCAAUGGCGGUUACCGGGGAAACGCGGCCAUUCUGAAUUCCAUACACGAGAAAAGUUUCAGUGCCACAAUAAUCAUCGAUUCUGGACCUCUACAAGGACGCAAGGUUGAAAGUGUACAAUACGAAGAUAUUUCAAAAUUGGCUUAAGAAACUCUUCAGAGCUGCUUGCUUGAUAUUUUGACAGUUCAAAGCAUCAUGUUGGUGUCCAAUGAUUGUUCCCCCCCAGUGCAAGCUCUACUGUGUCAGAGCUU